CGCGGCGGGGCCAAGCGCGGGGGCGGACCCACCAAGCCACGCCCCCGCCGUGGGCUCCGCCCCCAGGCCCUGCGGAAUCCUGAAGAGGAGGGGGUGGGUGGGGCGCAGCUCGGUCAGCUGAGUGACAGUCACGGGACCGCGACCGGCUCAGUCUGGCUUCCUGGAGGAGAGGGAGGGAUGAGCGGGGGUCUCCAAGUGCGACAGGACAUGGAGAAGGAGCGGGAGACUCUGCGGACCUGGAAGCAGCGUAUGGGGCAGGAACUGGACCGCGUGCUGGCUUUCUGGACGGAGCAUUCCCAUGACCAGGAGCACGGGGGCUUCUUCACGUGUCUUGGCCGCGAUGGGCGGGUGUAUGACGACCUCAAAUAUGUCUGGCUGCAGGGGAGGCAGGUAUGGAUGUAUUGUCACCUGUACCGCAAAUUUGAGCGCUUCCACCACUCUGAGCUUCUGGACGCAGCAAAAGCAGGUGGCGAAUUUUUGCUGCGUUAUGCCCGGGUGGCACCUCCUGGCAAGAAGUGUGCCUUUGUGCUAACUCGGGAUGGCCGCCCAGUCAAGGUGCAGAGGACCAUCUUCAGUGAGUGCUUCUACACCAUGGCCAUGAACGAGCUGUGGAGGGUGACAGGGGAAGUGCGUUACCAGAGCGAAGCGGUGGAGAUGAUGGAUCAGAUCGUCCACUGGGUGCGGGAGGACCCGUCGGGGCUGGGCCGGCCCCAGCUGGCAGGGGCGCCGGCCGCAGAGCCCAUGGCGGUGCCCAUGAUGCUGCUCAACCUCGUGGAGCAGCUCGGGGAGGCGGACGCGGAGCUGGCAGGCAGAUACGCGGAGCUGGGGGACUGGUGCGCCCUGCGGAUCCUGCAGCACGUGCAGAGGGAUGGCCAAGCUGUGCUGGAGAAUGUGUCAGAGGAUGGCAAGGAACUUUCUGGUUGCUUGGGGAGACACCAGAACCCAGGUCAUGCACUAGAAGCCGGCUGGUUCCUGCUCCGUCACUCCAUCCAGAAAGGUGACCCCAAACUUCGAGCCCACAUUAUCGACAAGUUCCUGUUGUUGCCCUUCCGCUCUGGAUGGGACCCUGAACACGGAGGCCUCUUCUACUUCCAGGAUGCUGAUGACCUCUGCCCCACCCAGCUGGAGUGGGCCAUGAAGCUCUGGUGGCCUCACAGCGAAGCCAUGAUUGCCUUUCUCAUGGGCUACAGUGACAGUGGGGACCCUGUGUUGCUCCAUCUGUUCUACCAGGUGGCUGAGUACACCUUCCGCCAGUUUCGCGAUCCGGAGUAUGGGGAAUGGUUUGGCUACCUGAAUCGAGAGGGAAAGGUUGCCCUCACCAUCAAAGGGGGUCCUUUCAAAGGCUGCUUCCACGUGCCGCGGUGUCUAGCCAUGUGCGAGGAAAUGCUGGGCGCCCUGCUGAACCGCCCCGCCCCGGCGCCCGCCCCCGGCGCCCGCUCCCCGCCCGCCGUCCCCGCCCGCCGAGGCGCAGAAUAAAG
This is a messenger RNA of Propithecus coquereli (Coquerel's sifaka), 1478 nucleotides long. It is a transcript of the gene RENBP, whose product is annotated as renin binding protein. Gene Ontology annotation, biological process: carbohydrate metabolic process; N-acetylmannosamine metabolic process; N-acetylglucosamine metabolic process. Bases 178 to 1476 code for a protein of 432 amino acids. Gene Ontology annotation, molecular function: peptidase inhibitor activity; N-acylglucosamine 2-epimerase activity. The transcript is spliced from 11 exons. The record is from RefSeq and is a predicted model, not a curated record. NCBI's taxonomy places the organism in Eukaryota, Metazoa, Chordata, Mammalia, Primates, Indriidae.